UGUCCUCGAUACUUCUAAUAACCCUUACGUAAAAUACUUUACAUACAUGUUUAACUAUUAUAUCUCACAACUACUUCAGAUGUCUGUGUCCUGUCCUCGAUACUUCUAAUAACCCUUACGUAAAAUACUUUACAUACAUGUUUAACUAUUAUAUCUCACAACUACUUCAGAUGUCUGUGUCCUGUCCUCGAUACUUCUAAUAACCCUUACGUAAAAUACUUUACAUACAUGUUUAACCAUUAUAUCUCACAACUACUUCAGAUGUCUGUGUCCUGUCCUCGAUACUUCUACGUCUCUGGACUGUGGAUAGUCGGCAUCAGCAUCACGGUGUUUGGGUGGAUAAACCAUGCGCCAGCAGGAACCCCGUUCAUUGCUAUCUGUUUCGCAGUGAGGGUUGUUGAAGCAUUGGGUACAGCGUCUCUUCUCACAGCCAGCUUCGCCAUAGCCACCAUCAACUUCCCCGACAAUGUGGGGACGGCCUAUGGUAUCCUGGAGACAGUGACUGGAUGUGGAUUCAUGCUUGGUCCAGCAAUGGGAGGGGGACUCUAUGAGGCAAGAACUUAACUUAAAAAGAAGAAUGAAUAAUUUGCUUAUUUCACAACUAAACAAAC
Haliotis rubra (blacklip abalone) is the source of this 611-nucleotide messenger RNA. RefSeq names its product MFS-type transporter SLC18B1-like. Gene Ontology annotation, molecular function: transmembrane transporter activity. The coding region runs from base 229 to 564 and encodes 111 amino acids. NCBI's taxonomy places the organism in Eukaryota, Metazoa, Mollusca, Gastropoda, Lepetellida, Haliotidae. Gene Ontology annotation, biological process: transmembrane transport. The transcript is spliced from 3 exons. The record is from RefSeq and is a predicted model, not a curated record.